Molecule: messenger RNA, 1420 nt
Organism: Mytilinidion resinicola
Lineage: Eukaryota; Fungi; Ascomycota; Dothideomycetes; Mytilinidiales; Mytilinidiaceae
Exons: 2
Coding region: 159-1091 (310 amino acids)
Biological process (GO): fungal-type cell wall organization
Cellular component (GO): plasma membrane; cell cortex of cell tip
Source: RefSeq, a predicted model, not a curated record
CGACCUGGCCAAGACAAAAGUCGUUGCUGCGCCGUCUUCGACGCUGGUAAACACCACGGGCAGCCUUCUGCCACAGCGUCGCUGUCCAUCCUCGUCUUUCUCGGCUCUGCGGUUCUGCGGCUCUGUGGCUCUGUGUCUUCCUAUUCUCCAUCGCUAGCAUGUUUAAUCGAAAGAAGUCCGAGAGCCCUGGCAGCCUGCCCAGCUACGAUGCUGAGCAGCACCUUUCGACACAGCAAGUCCACCGGGCCACCCGGACCCGCAAAAUCUUCUCUGUCCUCACAGCCGUCUUCCUAUUCAUUUCCGUUAUUUUCGUCAUUAUGGUGGAGGUCGGCCAGACGUACAAUCGAUCCGUCCUCAGAGACAUUUAUUUCAUCAAACUCGACCUAAGCCACAUCAUCCCCGCCGCCGUUCCGAACUCGGUUCUUAUCAAUUCAAUUGCCCGGACGCUCGGUCUUCACGACUUCUAUACAGUGGGGCUUUGGGGAUACUGCGAAGGAUACAAUGGCGACGGCGUCACCAAUUGCUCGCCUCCUAAAACUCUGUACUGGUUUAAUCCAGUCGAAAUCCUGCAAAGCGAGCUCUUAGCAGGUGCCUCAAUCAAUCUUCCUGCCGACGUCAAUAACAUCCUCAAACUCAUCCACAUCGUCUCGAAUGUUAUGUUCGGCUUCUACCUCGCCGGAGCGUGUCUCUCGACCGUCAUGAUCUUCAUCGUUCCCCUAUCAAUUUAUUCGCGCUGGGCAUCCUUCGCUAUUGCCUUCUUCACCUUCCUAGCGGCUCUCUUCAUCACCGUCGGAACCGUUAUUGCUACCGUCAUGUUCAUUAUCUUCCGAAACGUCAUCAGGGGCGUUGCAGAGAUCAACAUCCAGGCGACAAUUGGUAUCAAUAUGUUCGCUUUGAUGUGGGUAGCUGCCGCCUUCUCCAUCUUUGCGUGGUUGGUCCAAACUGGAUUGUGCUGUUGCUGUGCCAGCAGAAGGGAUGUCAAGACGGGACGGAAGAAGGGUAACAAGCACGCAUACACCGACACUCCGGCCGGCGAGACGGAAAAGCCCAAAGCGAGGAGGCGGUUUCGUCUUGGGAAGAAGGCUUCUUGAACAGCCCUGGAGCUAAAGUAUCACAUGAGAGGGACUCGCCCAGAGAAACCCUUGCUCAAGGGCCUUAAGACGCCGCUCCGUGUCUUGGGUUGGACUGGGCAUGGGGCAGCACAGAGGUGGCUUUGAGACUGCUUGUCACGGUCUGAGCUUAUAGACGCGACAGAGUGCAACGAAAAGCGGAUCUUUUCAUCAUAUAUAUUCUUUCUUGUAAUGGACUAGACCUUCAGCAUGGCAAGCGGGCGUUUGGAACGACUGUUUCGGGUCCCGGAUAUAGACCAGCAUUUGAAUUAAUAGUGCUUUAACACUGCACACUUUGCUAUGACUACAUG